Danio rerio (zebrafish) is the source of this 6896-nucleotide messenger RNA. The record is from RefSeq and is a predicted model, not a curated record. Lineage: Eukaryota; Metazoa; Chordata; Actinopteri; Cypriniformes; Danionidae.
CGAAUUUCUCAGCAUACAGGUGGAAUUUUUUAGUUUGAUUAUUUUUUUUGAACAAUAAUGAUAUAAAAAUACUAUUGACACUGUAUUUGAGAGUAUCUCAAGCACACAAGAUGCUGAACUGUGUGUUUCUCAAACAGAGAUUCACAACUUGCUCAGCACAUAGGUGGAAUAUUUGAAUUAUUAUAAUUUUUGUUUAUCAAUAAUGCCCUAACAAGACCAUUAGAAUUGAAUUUGGGAAUAUCUUAAUCAUAAUCGCUGCUACACUGUGUAUUCCUUACUCACGAGAUUCUCAAAUUUCUCGGCAUACAAGCGGAAUAGUUUAUUAUUAUCGUUAUUUUGAACAAUAAUUGCCCUAACAAGACCAUUUGGACUGUUUUUGAGAGUAUCUCAAGCACACUGGAUGCUGCAUUGUGUAUAUUUCUCACACAACAGAUUCUCGAAUUGCACAGCAUAAAAGUGGAAUAGUUUGAUAUUUACAUAUAUUUUUUGAACAAAACUGCCAUAAUAAGACCAUUCGGAUUGAAUUUGGGAAUAUCUCAAUCAUAACAGUUGCUACGCUGUAUAUUCCUUACACAAGAGAUUCUCGUAUUGCUCAGCAUACAAGUUGAAUUGUUUAUUGUUAUCAUUAUUUGUAACAAUAAUGCCCUAAUAAGACCAUUCAGACUGCAUCUGGAAGUAUCUCAAUCACACUGGAGGCUGCAUUGUGUAUAUUUCUCACAUAAGAGAUUCUCGGACUGCUCAGCAUACAGGUGGAUUUUUAAAUAAUUUUUAUUUUGAACAAUAAUGCCAUAAGAAGACCAUUGGGACUAUAUUUGGGAAAAUCUCCAGCACUCUGGAUGCUGCAGUGCGUGGCAAGACACGUCGGAUUAGUUGUGGGUGCAGGUGAAGAUGCCUGCUAUCCUGGUGGUCUCUAACAUGAAGUCUGGACUACCGAAGCCGAUCCACAGCGCCCUCCCCAUCCCUCAGGUGCCCACCCGAGCUGUGGCCCCCCGACCCUGUUAUUCCAGCCCCCCGCAGAGCAGCGCUCAUCUCCACCUCCAGAGCCAAAGCGGGUGGAUGACAAGCAAAAACUAUCACAAUGUUGACAGUGGAGAGGACACACAGAUCUACACGGACUGGGCGAAUCACUACUUGGCCAAAUCGGGACACAAGCGUCUGAUUAAAGACCUGCAGCAGGAUGUGAGCGAUGGCGUGCUGCUGGCGGAGAUCAUCCAGGUUAUCGCAAAUGAGAAGAUUGAGGAUAUUAAUGGAUGCCCUAAGAGUCGUUCUCAGAUGAUUGAGAACAUUGAUGCCUGUUUGAGCUUUCUAGCAGCCAAAGGUGUGAACAUACAGGGACUAUCAGCUGAAGAGAUCCGGAAUGGGAAUCUGAAAGCCAUCUUGGGGCUUUUCUUUAGCCUGUCUCGAUACAAGCAGCAGCAACAAACGAGCCGACAGACACACACACAGCACACACACUCACACACUCCUCUAAUCCAGCAGAGCAGCGCUCCGGCCCAGCUGAUCUCCACCCCGCAUGGGCCACACUCACACAAAACACAGACAGACAUGCAGUCCAGGGAUGGCUCUCAGAGUAAACUCAAGUUUUCCAUUGGUCAGAAAAAGUCUUCUAGAUUGCCUGGGCCGACCUCGAGGAUGUCCACUGCGGGCAGUGAGAGCUCUCCUCGAGGGUCCAUCAGUUCAGCAGGGAAUCGCCGCAGUCUGGUGUUCAGCGAUAAAGCCAAACCUGCAGCAGCUCAGGCCAAAGAAUCAUCAGAGAGUGUGACUGAUCCCGCUCUGUCAUCCGCUUGCACCUCUUUAAGCACCAGCACUGUGGCAUCUUCUUCAUCAUCAUCAGCCAUCCCUCAGCCCAACUCGAGUAGCAAACCCUGGAGAAUUAAAUCCCAGAACAGCAAGCACACCUCCGCUACCUCCACCGGGCUUUCCACUAAGUCGGAUCUCCAAGCCAAGCAGCCCGUACCUGCAGAAGCACCACCCAAAGCUGUGCCUCAGAAAUCCAUGCUGGAGAAACUCAAGCUUUUUAAUAGCAAAGGAGGAUCCAAAUCAUCCACGCAGACAGAGGGCGCUGUUACGCCCACUGGAGGGAAGGAUGCCGCUUUGGUUUUGGAGAGAGUUGAGACCGGUUCCAAUACUGAACCUAUUGAGGAAAUGGAUGGGAACGUGAGGCCCACGAAUGGGGCUGUUAGCGUGACAACAAGCAGCCCAAAAAUUGCGCUAAAAGGCAUCGCACAGCGGACGUUUAGUCGUGCUCUUACAGCGAAAAAAGCAUCAGCGAAAUCUUCAGAGAAAGAAAAGGGCAAAGACAAAAAUGCAUCCAAGCGAGGCUCUCCUUCAGAAAAGGUAGAGGAGGUCAAGGAAGAAGUGGUUUCUUCAAGCGUUGUUACUGCUCCCUCUGAACCAGAGCCCAGAAAAGCCUCCAAAAUCGCCAGUUUUAUACCUAAAGGUGGCAAAGUGGGCGGAGCCAAGAAAGAUGGCCCCGCCCCUGUCCAGAGCGGAAUUCCAAAACCAGGGAGUAAAAGUGCUGGAAAUGGAGCAGUGAAAGGCUCUGCGCUGCCCCUCGGUGGUAAAGACAAUGAGAGGCCGCGGAGCGUGCGUUUAGGGGCAGGUUUGGGGCUUCAUCGGGACAGUCGCCAUUCCUCUUCCUCUUCCAGCCUGGCUUCCACUGAGGGUAAAGGACACCCCAUGCACAGCGCCGCCCCGGUGGCCAACGGGACUCAAUCCACCGCCAGCAACACAGUCAGUGUGCAGCUUCCUCAACCACAGCAGCAGUACAACCAUCCCAACACAGCCACCGUAGCACCUUUCAUGUACCGGACUCAGAAUGAGGCAGAUGGAAAUAUGGGCACAAACCUGAGCUCUGGAUGUCGCAGCAGUGACUCUGGCAGCUUCAGUAAAACCAACCAGUCUUCUACCGAGGAUCUGUCAGGUGAAGAUCCAGAGACCAGGCGCCUGAGGACUGUCAAAAACAUCGCUGACCUGCGGCAGAAUCUAGAAGAAACCAUGUCCAGUUUACGGGGGACACAAAUCACUCACAGUACACUGGAAACCACUUUUGAUGGUGGCGUGACUACCGAAAUGAGCAGUCGCAACAUCCUCAGCAUGGCGUCUCGACCUUCGCCUCUGUCCUGGGCCAGUCGUAUGGGUCAGUCCAGCCCCCGUCUGCAAGCAGGAGAUGCUCCCUCUGUUGGUAAUGGGUAUCAGUCCCGCAGCGGGGGGGUUGCACCCGGCCAGGGCCGCUAUCUGUAUCAGGCUCCCCUACGGAAGCAGCUGGCAGCACGCGGCAGUGGUCUCUGUGGUCUGGAGCUGGGGGAUCGAGUGGAGGAUCUGGAGCUGGCAGGAGUGGGUCUGGAAAUGAGUGGAUAUAUGAGUGAUGGAGAUGUGCUCUCUAAAAACGCCCGCACUGAUGAGCUGAGCAGCGGAUAUAUGACUGAUGGGGGAUUGAGUCUGUAUACGCGUCGACUGAACAGAUUGCCGGAUGGAAUGGCCAUGGUACGAGAAAAUCUUCAGCGCAAUGCCUCCACCAGCCAGGGAGAUGCAGACAGUUGGGAUGACAGUAGCUCAGUCAGCAGUGGGAUCAGUGAUGCGAUUGAUACUGAUGACAUCAACACCAGCUCCUCCAUAAGCUCUUACGCCAACACCCCAGCUGCGUCCCGCAAGGGCCUGAAUGGACAGCCUCAGACUGAUGCAGAGAAGCAUUCAGCAGCUGAACGUAACACUUCUCGAUCCAUCGAUGAGGUCAAGAAGUCUGACGGUGGUUUGGAUUGCAGCAUCAAAUCAGACUCGGGCCUGAAGUGGCGUCGAAACCCUUCGGAUGUAUCGGAGGAGUCUGAUAAGAGCAGUUCUGGACGAAAAACUGCACCAGUCACUCAGACAGGGUCCUGGAGGAGAGGCAUGAGCGCACAGGUUGGAGUGACUGUGCCCCGUACCAAGAGUACAUCUGUUUCCUCAGGAUCCAGCAUCAUCAAGACACAAGGGACAGGCAAAACAGAUGACGCCAAGGUUUCGGAAAAAGGUUGCAUGUCUCCCUCUUCCAACAUCCUUCAGCAUUCCUCCUCGGACACCGGCCGAAGCAGUGGAGACGAAGCCAAGAAAACCACCGCAGGCCGAGUCCCUACAAGCACAUUUGGUUUCAAGAAACCCAAUGGUGUCCACAACCCGUCCAAUGUCAUAACCACCGCCAGCAUUACUUUAGUGACAGCUAGUGGUGCCACUAUUACCAGUGGCUCCGCUACACUGGGCAAAAUUCCUAAAUCCUCCGCUCUUUUAGUUGGUAGCAGAGGGUCAUUAAAAGGAGCUGUGGAUGGUUUAUUACCCCCUCAGGAGGAUGGCUACCUGUCGCCCAGUGCUCGCUCAACGCUGCAGUACCGAAGUUUACCUCGACCCUCUCGAUCCGGAGCCGCGGCCCGCAAUGGAAACAGAUCCUCCACAAGCAGCAUCGAGUCCAGCCUACUCACCCGAGCACCACUCCUUACUGCUAUUACAGCCAAUAAACCCAGAGAUCCUGGCCCUAAAACCAACGGGCAUGCAAUCCAAGCCAAUCAGACGGACAAGGAGAAGGGCGUGGCCUCAGAUAUUGACAGCACAAGAACCAAUCCGAUUGUUUCGGGAGGAGGGGCAGCGACUAUUCCUCAGACGGCUAGACAGGGAAACAAGUACAGCGAGGUCUCGUCCCCAACAUUACGAAGACUUUUUGGAGGCAAAGCUGCCAAGCAAGCCCCAGUCACCACUGCAGAGAGCAUGAAAAACUCAAUGGUUAUAUCCAACCCUCACGCCACCCUCGGUCACACCCAGUCUUCCGGCGGGCCCCUGGACUCCCCCUCUACUGUCCCAGGAAGCGGUGGCAGCAGUCCCCUGUAUGGGGGUCGAGGUGCCAGCAUAGGGGGCAGUGAACAGGCAUCGAGUCCGGGUUCAGUGUACUCUACGGGCACCGGGACCUGGGGAACCACCAUCAGCAGCUCCUCAGCCCUCGGGUACCCAUCCGUCAGCAGCAUGCACACCAGCAGCGAGUCCAUCGACAUGUCUGUGGGUAGCGGGCAUCCCCGUGAUGAUGUCCACCCGGCACUGAUGCGGACAGGGAGCGCCAAGACAGGCAUGUCAGAGAGUCCCCUCUCCUCUCCCUCUAACAGUCCUAAAUUCAACCGUAACACUUUGCCACGGAAGCAAGACAGGUACGCCCCCUCACAGCAACUGCGUCAGGAGGAGGCUCGUGAUUGGCUGCGCUCACAUUCGGCUGGUGGAUUGCAGGACUCAGCCAGCAACUCUCCCUUCUCCACUGGCUCCAGCCUCACGUCACCAUCCGGCACACGCUUUAACUUUGCUCAGCUUGGAAGCCCCACAACAGGUGCUCAGAUUAACCUGGCCAGCCUGCGCAACAACAGCUUGACCAGUCAGGACAACCCGCUAGACAGCCAUGCUGAUUCCCGUCUGCGCAACUCCUGCAUGUCUCUGGAUGAGAAGACCCGCACUAUGAGCCGCUCAGGGUCUUUCAGGGAUGGCUUUGAGGAAGUUCAUGGGUCAUCCCUGUCACUGGUGUCCAGCACCUCAUCCGUCUAUUCAACGACGGAGGAGAAAUCACAAUCCGAGAUCCGCAAGCUGCGUCGAGAGCUGGAUGCGUCCCAGGAAAAGGUUUCCGCUUUGACGACGCAACUCAGUGCUAAUGCCCACCUGGUGGCAGCGUUUGAGCAGAGUUUGGGCAACAUGACCAUCCGACUCAAGAGCCUGACUAUGACCGCGGAACAAAAAGACUCUGAACUGAAUGAGUUGAGAAAAACCAUUGAGCUGCUAAAGAAGCAGAACGCAGUGGCUCAAGCAGCGAUUAAUGGUGUCAUCAACACUCCAGAACUCACCUGCAAGAGUGAACGAACAGGUAAUAACGGUUCAGGGCUGGGAGCGCCGCCGGACCUGCGCAUGCGCAGACAGCACUCGUCUGACAGCGUCUCCAGCAUCACCAGUGCCACCAGUCACUCCAGCCUGGGCUCCAACAUGGACAACCCCGACUCCAGCAGCAAGAAGAAGAAGAAGAACUGGCUGGUGACCUGUGCUGGAGGUGUGGAGUCAGAUGAUGAAUGUGAAUACGUGUAUGAGCUUCGCAGCUCCUUCAAACAGGCCUUCAGUAAGAAGAAAUCCCCUAAAUCAGCGUCGUCUCAUUCAGACAUUGAGGAGAUGACCGAUUCCUCUCUGCCGUCUUCACCAAAACUCCCUCACAACGGCAGCGGCUCCACGGCUCUGCUGCGCCGCAACACUCACUCCAGUUCAAUACUGUCAGACUGUCUGGACGGUGAAGCGGAGACAGUGAUGCAGCUGAGGAACGAGCUGAGAGAGAAGGAGAUGAAGCUGACAGACAUUCGGCUGGAGGCUCUGAGCUCUGCACAUCAGCUCGACCAGCUCAGAGAGGCCAUGAACCGCAUGCAGGGGGAGAUCGAGAAGUUAAAGUCAGAAAAUGAUCGUCUGAAGGUUGAGAGUCACGCGAGUGGGAGCCGAGCAUCAUCUCAGGUGUCAGUCUAUAACCCCACACCGACCCCCACGCCAGGCCUAUCCCAACACAGCCUCAACCUCACAGAGUCCACCAGCUUCGACAUGUUGCUGGAUGACUCUGGUGGAGACGGAAGCUCUCGCAAAGAAAGCAGACAUGUGAAAAUAGUCGUCAGUCUUCAAGAGGACGUCAUGUGGAAAGAGGACUGCAGGACUCGACACUUUCUCAUUGGCUGCAUUGGUGUGAGUGGAAAAACCAAGUGGGAUGUUCUCGAUGGAGUUGUACGGCGCUUGUUUAAGGAGUACAUCAGGCACGUGGAUCCGGUCAGUCAUCUGGGUCUGGGCUCAGACAGUGUUGAAGGUUAUCGUAUUGGAGAUGUGGUUCGGUGCAGCGGAGCCAACACUCCUGAACUGCUGCCCUGUGGAUA